Messenger RNA from Capsella rubella, 1436 nucleotides. Its product is annotated as probable transcription factor At1g61730. The coding region runs from base 81 to 1232 and encodes 383 amino acids. The record is from RefSeq and is a predicted model, not a curated record. NCBI's taxonomy places the organism in Eukaryota, Viridiplantae, Streptophyta, Magnoliopsida, Brassicales, Brassicaceae. The transcript has a single exon. Gene Ontology annotation, biological process: regulation of DNA-templated transcription. Gene Ontology annotation, cellular component: nucleus.
GUUUGCCGUCGUCUCUUCACCUUCACAAACCCUAAAGAAAACCUAAUCUUUCUCUCUCGAUUCGAUCUUUACCAUCUCCGAUGACGAAAAAGCUCAAUCCUUUGGAAGACCCACCAACCGCUUCUUCAAGCGAAGACGAAGACGUCGAGACUUCAGAAGCUGGUGAAGCUUCAGAUGACUCUUCUUCAUCUGAAGAAGACGAAUCCUCCAAAAUCCCAAUCAAAUCCCUUGCCUCCAAAUCCACCGCCGCCGCCGCCGUCGCCGCUCCGUCGAAACCCGCCACUGCCGCCGAUUCGGAUUCUGGAUCGGAGACCGAAACAGAUUCGGACUCUGAAUCGACGAAUCCACCCAAUUCUGGAUCUGGCAAAACAAUCUCUGUGAAUCUCAAGAAGAAGGAAGAUUCGACUUCGUAUGCUGCUUUAGCUUUACCGGCUGUGAAAUCAGGAGCGAAACGGCCGGCGAGUGAAGCGGCGGCUUCAGCUAAGAGGGUCAAGGUGGUUACUUCAGGAGGAGGAGGUGAAGAAGAGAGUGUAAAGAAACCAGCUUUUCAAAGACUAUGGACUGAAGAUGAUGAGAUUGCUGUGUUACAAGGUAUGAUUGAUUUCAAAGCUGAUACAGGCAAGUCUCCUUAUGAAGAUACCAAUGCGUUUUACGAUUUCAUCAAGAAAUCUAUUAGCUUUGAGGUUAGUAAGAAUCAAUUCAUGGAUAAGAUUAGGAGUUUGAGGAAGAAGUAUACAGCUAAAGGUAAGACUGGUGUUGAACCUAGUUUCUCGAAAGCUCAUGAUCAGAAAUCUUAUGAAUUGUCAAAGUUUAUUUGGGGUCCUGAUGGGUUUGCUCUUGAGUCUAACAUCAAGUCUAAUGGUGUGUCGAGAAAGAGUCAGAGUAAAUCUAAGAAGAAGAUUGAUUCCGUUAAGCAAGAGCUUGUGUUUGCUGGUUCUUCACCUAAUGGUAAAAAGGUUGAAGAUGGUGAUGAUGAGGAUGUGAUUGUUCGAGGAGGUGAUUCAAGGAAACCCGACUGGUUUGUGAACUCGGCUCUGUUUCGAAUGAUUACAACUUUAGGUGUUGAUGAGUACACGUUGAAGUAUAAGUGGAGUUUGGUUCCUGAUGAGACCAAGAAGAUUGUUGAAGGGAAGUUCAAGAAGUUGCAAGAUAUGGAGUUGGACUUUCUGUUGGAGAAGGCUGACCUUUUGCAUGAUUUGACGGCUAUGAUCAUUGAAGCUUCUAAGAAAUAAGUAAUCAGAUAAUCGAAUUGCUAUGCCAAUUCCUUUUGUUAUUUGAGUUUUAGGAUUUUACUCAUUUUCUUCUUCCCUUUGAUCUUUCUAUGUAACUUUUCCUGUUUUUUUUUCUCCCCCUGUGGUUUUAUCUUUGUUGAUCUCUCUAUUUUGAAUUUGUAGCUUAUAAUAUCUUAAAAUACCAUUGAGGUUAAUUCUGCCAAA